AUGUCUGAGAAGUUUGUUCAUGCUGUUUUGAAUCAUGGUGAGCAUUCUUCUGUGUUUCGUGUUAAUACUUUUAUCACCAUUGAUGAAUUGAAGCAUUUUGCCUGUAAGCAGUGGAGGUUUUUGUCCCCUUUGAGUAUACGGUUUUCCUAUAUGGAUACUAAUCAAGUAGUUUUUAUACAAGGUGAUAUACAACUUCAAGGUUUAGUUGCUCUUGUUAUUCAGAUGAACAAUGAAGAUUUCUAUUUGAAUGUUGAUGUGAUUCCGAAGCAUUCUGGUUGUAGCACUAGUUCAAGGUCUUUGUCUCGUUCUAAUUCUGGUUGUAGCAGUAGUUCUGGUGCUAGUAUUUCAAACUCUUGUGUACGUGAAAGUCCUAAGCUUGUAAGGGUGGUCGAUCAUGAUGCGGACAAGGCCAAGCCUCUCAUUAUCGAUAAAUGGCGUUAUGUUUUUGACAAUAUUGGUAGAGAAUUUGUGGGUGGUGUUAAAGCUGUAAGGAUUGCUAUUGAUCAGUACAAGAUGUGUAUUGGUUACAAGAUUCUUAUUCUUGAAAACGACAAGACUCGUUUUACCGAGAAGUGCGAAGAAGAUGGUUGUGGUCGGAGGAUUCACGUUGGUCCUGUGAAUGGUGACAUUUCUCGGUUUGUGCUGAAAGAUUCUAACGUUAUUCACAGUAUACAGGGUGAUCCCACUUUAAAACCCAAACAGAUCAUGUCACUCUUUAAGAAGACUUAUGGGUCCAAUAUUAAGUAUCACCAUGCCCGUAGAGGGAAAGAAGCUGUAUUUGAAGAUCAAUAUGGUGACGACGAGAAGUCGUAUAGCGAUUUAAAUUGGUAUCUCAGGCCCAUGAUUUACUUGGACGCUACUUUCCUCAUUGGUAGAUUCAGGGGUACUUUGAUGGCUGCAACAUGUGUCAAUGGAAAUGAUGGUUUUUACCCAUAUGCAUUUGCUAACAAUGACAAUUGGUUUUGGUUUCUGGAUAAUCUUCAACAAGUGGUCGAUGAUCGUCCGAUUGUUUUCCUUAGUGAUCGUCACGAAGGACUUCUGCAGGGCAUUCCAAGAGCAUUUCCUGGUUCAUAUCACAGCUAUUGCUUUUACCACAUCAAGUGCAAUCUCCCUAUUGGAAAAGGUGAUGCGAAUUACAAUGUCGUUAUUGAUUUGUUUUACAAAGCUGCUUACUCUUACACAGCAGCGAACUUUGAAGAAGCUUUGCGGGGCAUGCAUGCAAUUGGUUGUGGACAUGUUGCUAAUUAUCUCAGGACCAUUCCAAAGGAGAAAUGGGCAAAUGCAUUUUUCCCUGUAUGCAGAUAUGCUGCUCACUCUUCAUCUAUUGCCGAGUCAUUCAAUAACUGGAUUCUUGAGUUCAAAAAGCUGCCUGCUUUUGCUCUUCUCGAUGCGAUACGUUUGAAGGUUAUGCAGAUGAAUUCUAAGAGAAGGGUAGAAGGUCUUGAAAAUUUUAACACUAGGCUCACUCCCGUAUACGAGGAUUUACUAAACGAGAACAUCAACAUUGGUCGUACUUGGACUGUUGUUGAGUCUAUGGAAAGAUUGUAUGAAGUCAGGUCUCCCCGCACUCAUUCUGUAGAUCUGUUGGAGAGAACUUGUACGUGUCACAGGUGGCAAGUGGGUGACCCUUCAAUGCUCUCUUCUUAUUGA
This is a messenger RNA of Papaver somniferum (opium poppy), 1650 nucleotides long. RefSeq lists its product as uncharacterized. The transcript has 5 exons. NCBI's taxonomy places the organism in Eukaryota, Viridiplantae, Streptophyta, Magnoliopsida, Ranunculales, Papaveraceae. The record is from RefSeq and is a predicted model, not a curated record. Bases 1 to 1650 code for a protein of 549 amino acids.